UUUCUUCCCCCCCCCUCCCUCGCAGCGCCUGGGUAUAAAAGCGCCCAUCAGCUGAUGCUCCCCGCAUUGCAGGCGGCGGAACUCCUGACAAGAGACGCUCACAAUGAGGCGCUUCGCUCUCCUCGUCUUCCUCUGCUCGCUGGCAGCGGUUGCUUUAACAACUCCCCUGCUUUUGAAGAAAGACUGUGCAAAAGGUCCACAGGUGUGGUGCCAGAAUUUGCGAACUGCAUCUGAUUGCAAAGCAGUUAAACAUUGUCAGCAAAAUGUGUGGAACAAGCCUACUGUGGAGAGUAUUCCCUGUGACUUGUGUAAAGAAAUUGUACGAGUGGUUGGGAAACUCUUAAAGAGCAAUGAUACAAUGGAAGAAAUAGAUGAAUAUUUCAAAAAAAUUUGUGAAUUUCUUCCUGAAUCCGACCUGGUAGAGCAGUGCAAGGACAUAGUGGAGUCUUACUUGCCAAAUAUUAUGGAAAUGGUCAAAUCAGAACUUGAGAACCCUGAAGUUGUAUGCAGUGCACUCACACUAUGUCAGUCUCUUCAGAAUCACCUGGCAGAAGUAAAAUUACAAAAUCAGCUCCAGUCCAACAAAAUUCCAGAACUAGAUUUCUCUGAACUGGCAUCUCCUUUCAUGGCUAAUGUGCCACUUCUUCUUUAUCCUCAGGAUAAACCUAAGAAAGAACCUAAGGGAAAUGGAAAUGUGUGUAAUGACUGUGUUCAGCUGGUGACAGAUCUUCAAGAUGCUGUGAGGAACAAUUCAACUUUUGUUAGUUCUUUAAUUGAACAUGCCAAGGAAGAGUGUGAACGUUUGGGUCCUGCCCUGUCUGAAGUGUGCAAAGGCUACAUUACUGAUUAUUCCUCCUUGGCUAUUCAGAUGAUCAUGCACAUGCAACCACAGGAAAUUUGUAACAUGAUAGGAUUAUGUUCUUCCCUGAAAUCUGUACCCCUCCAAGCUCUGGUGCCUGCUAAACUUAUCUCUCCAGCAAAGAUAAAGCCAGUUGAGCCAGUUGAGACCAAUCCGAGUCAAAAGGAAGCAUUCUCUCUCUGUGAAGUAUGUACUAUCAUGGUAGAAGAGGUGGCCAGCCUUCUGGAAAGCAAUAAGACGGAGGAGGAGAUGAUAGAAGGAAUGGAGAAAGUCUGUUUAGUGCUACCUGAAAAAACCAGAGAGGAGUGCAAGGACUUUGUGGAAGUUUAUGGGAAGUCUAUUCUUGACAUGUUGUUGGAAGCUACUAGUCCUAAAAUGGUGUGUGUGAUGCUGAGAUGUUGCAAAAACAACAUUUUACCAGAUGAAGAAAUUGUUCCAGUGAAGUCAGAAUUGGGAAGUAUCUGUGAUGUGUGCAAGAUGAUCGUUGCUUAUGCAGACAAGGAACUAGCAAAGAAUGCUACCACUGCUGAGAUUGAAAUGUUUCUGGAACGAGUCUGCCACUAUUUACCGGAGUCUGUUAGUGACGAGUGCGUCCAGUUUGUGCAGCAGUAUGAGGCAACCGUUGUUCAGCUUCUCGCAGAAAUAAUGGAUCCUACUUUUGUGUGCACUAAACUUGGAGUUUGUACAUCAUCCACUAAACCUCUUUUGGGGUCGGAAUUCUGUGUCCGAGGACCGGGGUAUUGGUGUAAGAACAUGGAAACUGCAACUCAGUGUAAUGCUAUUGAACAUUGCAAGCACCAUGUGUGGAACUAGAAGAUGCAUCAUCUUUGGCCGGCUCUUUUUUCAUUCUUGGAAGAAAAUGGAAGCCAAGGGUUAGGCUAGUAAAAGCUAAAUCUUAGUGUCUUGAUCUUCUCCCUCUCCAUUUCAAGUACCUUUUUACGAAUCGCGUAGUAGCAGUGCUACUAUCCUGGAAGGAUCCAUUGUUUUGACUUACUGAUACUUCUAACUGCAGUUGUAGGCCUUUGCGAUACAUGAGAACAUACUGCCAAGUCAUUGGCCAAUUGGGUUCAGUGUUUCUGAGAAGGAGUAGUAAUAAGUGUGUGUGUAUGUAAGUAAACUAAGGACAGUGCUGGUGUGUCUGGAUUUUAAUUACUUGGUUUUUUUUUAAAAAAAAAACACACAUUCUUGCUGAUAAUUAAACCUAAAACAUGGGACUGUAGUGCUCUCUAUUAAAAUAGCUGUUGAUACCCUUUUGUGAACAGUCAUUUUGUAGAUAAAUCUUCCAAAUAAAUUCUUAGCUGCUGGCUUAAAACUGCCAUAGACAAAAGGCAAUCCCAUUCCUUCCAAAAGGAUGAUUUAGGUAUGCCCACAAUUAUGUUAUAAUUAAGGUCUUAAGUCCCAAUGCCUGUGUAGCCAAUACUGAAUGAAUGUGCAUUCACAACCUAAAGUGCAGGCAGUACUAGUUGAUAGUGCAAGUUUGAAAUGCUUACGAAUGAUCAGCCCAUUGUUUUUGAGACAAAUUUAGUAGCUUCUCUUUCAACAAACAAAACAGUAAAUUAUUACCUAGAAAAAUCAAGAGGUGCACUAAAUUUGGUCCAUCUAGUGCACCGGAGCGCUUUCCCUCCAUUUCAGUAAGAUGUAUUUCCUGAAACUAAAAUAAAAAAGAAGCUUGGUAGAAAAAAAAAAUAAGUUAAGUAUCCGUGUUCCUAUUGGAUUGUACAAUUGUCUAUUAAGAUUGCCUCUUCUUAACUGGUCCCACUACAGAAGAGGUCCCCAACCCCAGGCUGUGGCCCACCACCAGGCUGCGCAAACGGUGGGCACUCACACAUGUGCACGAAGCUCCACGUGUCCGCUUUCCAAGCCAGAAAGAUUGGGGACGGUUGCUCUAGAGUGUUACAUCUACUUGCAUGAGUAGGCAUAAAUCAGAAUGUCUACGAGCAAAAUGUUAACUGGCAGUCAUGACUUUUGUGUGAAGACAGUUGUGGUUCGCUGGGGUGGGGAUCAAACACACAGACUCAAAAACAGUAACGCUUGUUGAACCAUAUAUAAACAAAUUAUGAAGCCCUUAAACCCCAUGACUUCUGACUGUUUAAAAUACAGAUUUGUAGAAUGAAGCUCCUAAAAUAAUCAACCUCUGCAUUAUUGUUAAAGUUAGGAAUAUAAUUUUUUUUAAUUUUAUAUAUCUUGGGUGCACUUUUGAGGGCAUUGACUUGAAUUCUUCAGACUAAUACGUUUUUGUUUUGUUUGUUUUUUUGUCUGCUGCUGGCUCCAAAUUCUUGCUGCUUUGAAAUAAGCAUAUGAUGAAAAGCAACAGCAAAUUAAUAUAGAUGUUUGUUGUGUAGCAUUGUAGUUAACAUCUCCUUUAUAAGAGAUUAUUUGUUGUUGGAAAAUAUAAUACACUCCCUGUAAAAGAAAAGUGGCAUUCUGUGAGGUAAAACACAUUUUAUGUAUAGAAUCUGGUUUCUUGCUGAUAGGAAACGAUUUCAUAUUUUUUGGACAAAUUCUUACAACUUAAUGUAAAUAUAUGCAGAGUAAUAUCUCACCUUCAGAAAUGAGUUGGGAAGAUAAGCAGCUGCUUUAACAAACUGCUCUAUUCUAUUUUUUUUUUCUUUUUGCACUGAAGCUUCUGUAAUUCAAUAAAGUUGUAACUACA
Molecule: messenger RNA, 3512 nt
Organism: Pantherophis guttatus
Lineage: Eukaryota; Metazoa; Chordata; Lepidosauria; Squamata; Colubridae
Product: prosaposin
Biological process (GO): sphingolipid metabolic process; adenylate cyclase-inhibiting G protein-coupled receptor signaling pathway; prostate gland growth
Cellular component (GO): lysosome
Source: RefSeq, a predicted model, not a curated record